This is a messenger RNA of Rhinichthys klamathensis goyatoka, 1843 nucleotides long. Its product is annotated as laminin subunit gamma-1. Bases 335 to 1336 code for a protein of 333 amino acids. Gene Ontology annotation, molecular function: protein binding. NCBI's taxonomy places the organism in Eukaryota, Metazoa, Chordata, Actinopteri, Cypriniformes, Leuciscidae. The transcript has 9 exons. The record is from RefSeq and is a predicted model, not a curated record.
ACUUUUAACCGAUGCUUUUAACUCGCGUCCUGCUGGUUAAUGUUUCACCUACUUUAAAUAUUACGACUAACUUCUGGGUCGUGCUAAGUUUAGUUCAUGUAUAUAGGAGGUUUGUAUAUAUAAAAUAGUAAGGUAAUAACAAGUACGCAGUCUGUGUUUAGGAAUGUGAUCACAUGAUUAGUGUCAUAUGACUUUGAUGAGAGAGGGAAUGAGAGCGAGAGAAGAAAUCUGAAUUAGUUCCCAAUAUUACACUCUUUUGCUAAUGCUGUCGUCUACCGUGAUGAAUGCAGAUGGAUAAACAGAUGUGGGGACUCUUGAAGUAAAUCGCUGGAUCAUGGAGCGUUUGGGGGUUUUGCCUGUUCUCGUCACCGCUUGUGUUUUGGGAGUGGUGAUGAGUCAGACAACACUCAGUCCUGCUGUGACGAUCACCACAGUCAGUGCAAACGUGACCACUGCGUCUCCCAGCUGCUCCUCGCUCAACACCUCCUCCUGCACGGCCUGCGCCCCUGGCUCUUAUUACGAUAACGAAACUCUGCUGUGUUCUUGCUGUCCUGAUGUGGGCCUGUGUGUGUUACCCGGAGCCUGUCUUCUCUGUGUGCAGGGCUUCUAUCAGCCUCUCGCAGGACAGCAGGGUUGUCUGCCUUGCUCAUCUGGGUUUUACAGCAAUUCCACAGGAAGCCCCGUCUGCCAGGCAUGUCCUACUGGUUCCUACAGCAAUAACACCGGCUCCGUCUCCUGCAGGGCCUGCGCACCAGGUUUCUACACAUCUUUGCAAAAUUCAACAUUGUGUAACCCAUGUCCACAAGGCACGUACUGCAAUUCCUCCAGUUGUACCCAAUGCCGGAUCUGUCCUGCAGGCUCAGAGGCUCUACAGAUCGCUGCCAAAGACUGUACGCCCUGUCGUCCAGGAAUGCACAAGGCUUCCCAUCAAAUCAUGUGUCAGAUUUGCAGCAGUGGUUUCUAUCAGGUCCGCCGGGGCCAGGAGAACUGUGACCUGUGUCCUGAAAACCAUUACUGCCCUAGUCCCGAUGUAAAUCCGAUCGAAUGUCCCACUGAUGCGUUCUGUCCCGAGGGCAGCACGGCCCCUGGUUACUGCAUGGAGACCUUCUUCAGAAAGGUUGGGGAGACGUGUGAACUUGCUCCUGUUACCAUUGCACUGCUUGUUAUUGGAGGAGGAGUGGGUCUUCUCUUUAUCAUCGUUUUGGUUCUGCGGAGGAGAAGAGAUAAUGACAGUGAGCUGUCCCUCGCCCGUACGCCCCUCUUGCGAAAAGACAGACAACCUGGUCGCUUCUGCGGGAUCCCUUGUGAUGCGGAGCCUGUUUAUGCAGGCUGGUGACAUCAGCUCGUACAUUUACAGCUGCGCAUAUUUUGUCUGAAUAUUUCUAUUAGAACUUUUAUUGAACUGUUCUAAGCUUAAAAAUGGUAAGAUACUAUUAAAUAUUUAUGAAUGGAGACGCACUUUUCUGAAUUCCAUUUUUAAACCCGUUUACUACUGACUAUGUUAUGAAGGUACAUCUUUAAAGAUUUGAUUCUGACUGCUUUUCGAGUCUGAAGAGUAAACCAUGCAGUAUUUUUUGGGGGGUGUUUUCUUUUGUUUAAUUUUGCACCAGAUAUUAAGUUAAGCCAUGGCACUGAAAGAAUUUUGGACUAUGUUGUUGGAUUAAGCUUAUUUUGUUCACAUGUGUUUUUUUUGUUUUGUUGGUACCACUACAUUUGACUACCUGGGGUCCUCGAGGUACAUUUAUAUUUCAUGUAUUUGACAUGUGAUGUUAGAUAUUACUUUUUAAAAACAAAAUUUCGGCAAUUUCCAAUGUUGUAUUCUGGAAUAAACAGCUUUGCACAA